Messenger RNA from Durio zibethinus, 1072 nucleotides. RefSeq names its product putative F-box protein PP2-B12. Gene Ontology annotation, molecular function: protein binding. The record is from RefSeq and is a predicted model, not a curated record. NCBI's taxonomy places the organism in Eukaryota, Viridiplantae, Streptophyta, Magnoliopsida, Malvales, Malvaceae.
CAAACGUGCUAUUGAAUCAAAUGCGUGUAUACACAGAUCAAAAGCCACUAAAAAUUUCAGAGUACGAAAAAUGAAAUUUCGAUAAAAAUUUUUAUUUUCCAUUUACCAAAGGUCUUCUGAAGUGUUUUUGAAAGAGUCAAUACAGAUAAACUAGUUUUCUAGGGGAAGAAAAGGAAAAGAAGAGAGAUGAAGACGGAUAUGACAGCCAUAUUACCAGAAGUGUGUUUAUCUCACAUCCUGUCCUUCACAUCGCCAAGGGAUGCUUGUCGAUCAUCUCUUGUCUCCCCGAUCUUUAGAUCAGCAGCCAAUUCAGAUACUGUUUGGGAGAGGUUUCUGCCAUCUGAUUAUCAAGAUAUCAUUUCAAACGCAUCUUUACCAGCAGAAACUUUUUCUUCCUUGUCCAAGAAAGAGCUAUAUUUCCAUCUUUGUAAUAACCCUAUCAUCAUUGAUAAUGGUACCAUGUGCUUUACAUUGGAUAAACGGAGUGGGAAAAAAUGCUAUAUGAUGGGGGCAAGGGGGUUGUCAAUUACAUGGGGAGACCAACCUAAACACUGGAGUUGGACAUGUCGACCAGAAUCCAGAUUCCCUGAAGUAAUUGAACUCAUGAGUGUUAGCAUGAUUGGUUUUAAAGGAAACAUAGAGACCAAAAUCUUGUCCCCUGAAACAACCUAUGUAGCUUACUUGGUGUUCAAGUUUGCAGAGUAUAGAUUCGGGUUCAAACAAUGUCAUGUAAAUUUCUAUGUAAAAUACAAAAAGGAAGAAGCCAAGACACGAAGAGUGUUCCUAGAUCCCCCAGCUGGAAUGCCUCAACUAUGUCGAGAAAGAGGAGACGGAUGGAUGGAGAUUGAGAUGGGUGAGUUUUACAAUGAAAAGGAAGAAGAUGAUGAUGGGAUUGUAAAGUACAGUGUAUGGGAGAUUGAUAAUUGGUAUAUUAAGCUUGGCCUUAUUAUUGAAGGAAUUGAGCUUAGGCCUAAGCAAUGUUUAUAGAUUAGAGGUCAAGUUACGUCAACCGUCUCUAUACUCUUCUAAAUUUAGAUUUUAAUCUCUUUACUAUAAUUUAUAUAAAUGUAGU